ACGGAGUAGUCUUCUGCCGCUGAGGCAAAAGAAAAUAUAAAAAGGCCUGCGAUGGGCUGAGGAUUGACGACUGUGGAGGGACGAUGCUUGCGUUGGCGUUAGCCGAUGACGAAGAACCGUCAUCUUGGCAGCAUUUCCGGGAGACGCCACCCUGCCACAUUCCUAGCUGCUGACUGUUGGACUCAUUACGGCGGCUGAUGUACGGCAAAAGACCGGGCCGCUGGAUUUCGGCUGGUCGGGUUCCCAUUUUUUUCCAGCUCUUUAAUCAUGUCAAUCGACAAUCGCGACCACGAAAAUGUGUCGCACGAGUCGAGCUGCGUUUUUUCUUCACUGCAGGAAACGAAGUCGAGCUGCUUAUGUAAACAGCUUCACGAUGGCUUCAAUUCACGAUGAGUCUUUGCCCCUUGAUCCACAGGGAUCCACCAUGUGCACAAAUGACUGGCUUUUGGGAAAAUUUGUGAUAUUGGCCAGAACUCGAGGGGGGACAAUCUCUCCUUCUGUUUUGGGCCUGAUAAGCCUCGAUUUCCAUCCCUAUCGAGCAUCUAAUUAGACGUAAUCAGAGUCUAGAUCUAGCCUCUGUUCACCGCCUGUCAGCGCCGUAGUGUCACAAGUGACAGAAAGGUCUCCUGGUGACAAAAAAAAAAAAAAAAAAAAAAAAAAAAAAACCCACAGGCUCUUGAGGCCACAUCAACCACCGAGGCCACAGUCUUUCCUCGUCAUGUCUCGUCGCCACCGCCCAUGACACUCACUACUGUCCAGCUGGCCCCGACGGGUCUCCUCCCACCAUUGCGGGGUCUGCACGACAUCUCGGAGGAUGUCAUAGUCGCUGCUCUUGAGGGUCUCCGCUUGAUAUAUUGCCCGAUAGUCCCACCUGCCGCGGCCUUUCAGCGGCGACCGUCCAAGUCGAAUGUCCCUCCACCCCAAGCCGAUUCGGGCUACGUCUCGGGUGACGACGAGGACAACUGCUCGGGCGAUGACCGUGGGGAGGGCGCACUGGAUACCCUCCGAGCCGACUCCUUUGAGCGCGACUUUGCGUUUCGUUGGUUGACGUCCCUCAUCCUCAGGGCGGAUGAGCUGCAACUCACCUCGGACGAUGCCCGGGAGCAGCUGGUCGAGGACGCCUCCGCCCUGCUGGCAUCUCUGACGGUGCCGACGGCCCCGGGCGUCACUGAGGAGGCCCCAGAGGAGGACCAGGACUGCGGCAUCACCCGCGAGUUCAGCUUUGAUGUGGCCGCGACGACUGGAUGCCCAGGCUCGCCCGCCCCACCCGUGACGGUGCGGCUGUUCGACGCAGACCUCGCGGCGUCGGACCACACGGGCGUCGGGCUGCAGAGCUGGGGCGCAUCCAUCAUCUUCUCGGACCUCAUCUGCAAAGACCCCGCCCGGCUGGGCCUCACCGAGUCGGCGCUGGGGUCUCGCUCCCCUCGCAUCGUCGAGCUCGGCGCCGGCACCGGCCUGGUGAGCCUCGUGCUCUCGCAGCUGCUUCCCCGGAUCGGCGUGGCGAGCCCCGACAUCGUCGCCACGGACUACCACCCCGACGUGCUGGCCAACCUGCGCGCCAACAUCGCGGCCAACGAGCAGGCCGGCGAGGUUCAGGUCGCCCCUCUGGACUGGUCCGACCCCGUGCUCGCGGCGCCGCUCGACGCGCCGGCGGACGUCCUGGUGGCCACCGACGUCGUCUACGCCCCCGAGCACGCCCGCUGGCUCCGCGACUGCGCCUCCAGGCUCCUCUCGCGCGGGGGCGUCUUUUGGCUGGUGGCGACCGUGCGGCCGGCCGGCAGGUUCGAGGGCAUCAGCAGCACGGUGGAGGAUGCGUUUGGUAUUGUGGACGAUGGCGCGGGUGCCGGCGAGGGCCUGCGGAUCCUCGAGACGGCCAUGCUGGACAAGAAAAGAGGCGUUGGAAGGGGCGACGAGGUUGGGUAUCGGCUUUUCAAGAUUGGUUGGGCGUCGUGGUAGGGGUGAUGAUUGGAACGAUGAAUGACUUUUUUUUACCCAUGCAUUAUAAAGAGACGGUUGAUGGUAGAAAUGAAAGAACACCUAGACUAGACUAGACUAGACUAGAAGUAGGAAUAGACCUAGACCUAGAUAAUUCUCACGAUAGACUUUAGAAGACAGACUUGAUACGCAUCAUUUGCAAGG
Pyricularia oryzae 70-15 is the source of this 2139-nucleotide messenger RNA. RefSeq lists its product as uncharacterized. Lineage: Eukaryota; Fungi; Ascomycota; Sordariomycetes; Magnaporthales; Pyriculariaceae. The record is from RefSeq and is a predicted model, not a curated record. The transcript has a single exon. Bases 739 to 1956 code for a protein of 405 amino acids.